UUAGAUCAGUUUCAUAAACCCCAUCUCCUGAAGAAAUGGAUCAAACACGAAGCUUUUAAGCCUGGGAAUUUAUCGCCUGCUGUGAUGUCUCAGUCACUGGUUCGAGCAAUCUCAGCUCGGAAGAAUCAAUUGGGUAUUGCGUUCUACUAUAGAUGUAAUCAAUUUCACUCCCAAUGGCAGAUCAUUGCUCCCAAUCGAUCAUCUUUAGGAAGUAUGUUAACCAAUUUUAGACGGGUUUCUGGUAACUUGAUCCCGGAGUUGAAUCACACUCGACCCACGAGUGGAUUCUGCUCGGUUUCUGUCAACGGAGUGUUGGACUCGAAUCUCGCUUCUGAUGGAGAAACCAUAGUCAUCGAGGAUGUUUCUAGUGAGAGCAUUUCAAAUGUUGGACCUUUGGAUAAGAAGCCAUGUGUUGUUUACAAGAAACCAAUUGACUUCACCAAAAUUGAUGCGAAGCUACUACCCACCGUGAUGAUCAUUGGCCGGCCAAAUGUUGGAAAGUCUGCAUUGUAUAACCGAUUGAUUCGGAGGAGAGAGGCUUUGGUUUACAACACUCCAGAUGAUCAUGUAACAAGGGAUAUAAGAGAAGGGAUUGCUAAAUUAGGUGACUUGAGGUUCAAUGUUUUGGACUCUGCUGGUAUAGAGACUGAAGUUUCUUCGGGUACUAUUCUUGGUAGAACCACAACAAUGACUGCUAAUGUGCUUGCAAGGACUCAGUUUGCGAUUCUUAUCAUCGACGUCAGGGCGGGGUUGCAUCCAUUGGAUUUAGAAGUUGGUAAAUGGCUGAGAAAGCAUGCUCCACAGAUUAAGCCUAUAGUAGUAAUGAAUAAAUCGGAGUCACUUGGUGAAUCUCUUGCUGAAGUUUCUUCAGAAGCCCUUGCGCUUGGGUUUGGUGAGCCUACUGCGAUAUCAGCUGAGACAGGACUUGGUAUGAAUGCACUCUAUGAAGUUCUCCAUCCUCUACUCGAGGAUUACAUGGUCGAAUCGUUAAACGAUAGAUGCAGUCAAGAUGAUGUUCCAAGUGAUGAGAAUCUCUCUGACGGAACCGACGAGUCCAAGUUGCCGUUGCAGUUAGCUAUUGUAGGUAGGCCAAAUGUUGGGAAAUCAACAUUGCUCAAUGCAUUAUUGGAAGAAGAGCGUGUGUUGGUGGGUCCAGAAGCUGGUCUCACUAGAGAUGCUGUGAGAGUUCAGUUCCAGUUUCAGGGUAGGACUGUUUAUCUGGUUGAUACUGCUGGGUGGUUGGAGAGAACAGAACGAGACAAAGGACCAGCAUCUUUAAGUAUCAUGCAAUCAAGAAAGAGUCUGAUGCGAGCACAUGUUAUUGCUUUAGUUCUCGAUGCUGAAGAGAUCAUAAAAGGUCAACGCAGUAUGACACAUUCAGAAGUAGUUAUCGCUAGACGCGCUGUAGAAGAAGGACGUGGUCUGGUCGUGAUCGUUAACAAAAUGGAUUGUUUAAGAGGGAAACAAAACGCUGAGAUGUACAAGAAAAUCAAAGAAGCUGUCCCGAUUGAAGUUCAGACAGUUAUUCCUCAGAUAACGGGAAUACCGGUUGUGUUUAUCUCCGCAUUAGAGGGAAGAGGACGUUUACAAGUAAUGAACCAAGUCAUUGACACGUACAAGAGAUGGUGUUCAAGACUUUCCACAGGGCGUCUCAAUCGCUGGUUGCGCAAGGUUAUGAGCCGGCACUCUUGGAAAGACUCGGCUUCGCAGUCAAAGAUCAAGUUUUUCACUCAGGUGAAAGCUCGACCUCCAACUUUCGUGGCAUUUGUCAGCGGCAGAACGCAGUUACUGGAUAGCGACAUAAGGUUCUUGACUAAAUCGUUGAAAGACGACUUUGAUUUAGGCGGGACUCCUAUUAGAAUCAUACAGCGAGUUGUUCCUCGGACACCAUCCUCUGGUUCAAGCGGUGGAACCGAAAAAAGCUCUGGUGGUCGAGUAGUGAAAAGAAGCAGCUCAGAUAAACGGAAAGUUUCGGUCUAAGAACGCAUUACAACUUGAAGAAGACAAUUCCUACAUUAACUUAAGUUUUGUUUUUCAUUUUGGUGUUGUGUAGUUCUGAUGUUACCCUGUUUCGUUCGAUUCUUACUUAUAUGUCUUAUUCCUCAAACCACAUUCGUUUAAUAUUAGAAUUUGUUGUCCUGCAAA
Eutrema salsugineum is the source of this 2145-nucleotide messenger RNA. Its product is annotated as GTPase Der. The record is from RefSeq and is a predicted model, not a curated record. Gene Ontology annotation, molecular function: GTP binding. Bases 85 to 1980 code for a protein of 631 amino acids. NCBI's taxonomy places the organism in Eukaryota, Viridiplantae, Streptophyta, Magnoliopsida, Brassicales, Brassicaceae. The transcript has 9 exons.